AUGAUUUCUUUAAUAAAUUUCAAUCCAGCUGAUUAGAGAUGUAGAAUAACCAGUCCUCGCUCAAUUAUGGUCUUAAAGUAGAGAGGAAUGACAUAAGAGGAGCUACUCUUUAUUAAUAAGGAGAAGUUGGGACUAAUGUUAAAAUAAGAAAAAUCAUUACAGGAUGAGAACUUAGAUGACUUCUAUAAACAUUAUGAAUAUAGAAGACAAUAAAAAGUUUAUAUGUUAAUAAAGGAUAGAGAAGCUUUGAUUGAAAAAGAAAAAAGAAAAAAAAUUGAAUCAAAUAUCCCUAAAGGGAAGGGAGAGAGACCUUUGAGUAGUUCAAAUGCAUCGAAAUUCAUGGAUUAAGUAUAGAAGAGGAAGUAUAUGGAAAUGAUGAGGUAAAGACAUUUACAAGAGUUAAUGUUAAAGCGUGAACAAUAAAAUUAAUAACAGUAGGAAAAGAUGCAGUUAUUUGAAGAACAAAGGCAGAAACAACAGGAGUAAAGACAAUUAGAAUUCCAGGCAAAAUAGGAGUCUAUAGCUAGACAAAAGAGAUUGAAGGAACUAGAAGAGUAAAAGAAAAAUCGAUAAUUGCAAUAGGAAUAUUUUCAAAAAGAAUAACAAAGACUAUAAUAAUAAUAGAUUGAAGAAUAGUAAAGACAAGCAGAAGCAGCUGAUAGGGAACAAUAAUAAUAGGAAUUAAAACAAAAAUUAGAGAGAGAAAAAAAAAUGAGAGAGAAACAAGCUGAACUAGAGUAUAAUCAAAGGAAAUAAGAGGAGGAGGAACAAGAGCUUAGAAGAUAAGAAUUCUUUUAAUCGCAACAAGAAUAAAAAAGAAUUAAUGCUUAGAAAAGGGCAUAGUCUGCAAAAAUUAGAUAGAGAGAAGCUUAAAGAAGUCAAAUAGAAUUUUAAAAGAAAUUAAGAGAGGAUUAUUUUAAGAAAGAGGAAAGGAUUGCAGAACAACAACAUAAAUUUUAAGAACAACUUCAAUAAAGAUAAAUGACCAUAGAGGAGAAGAAUAAAUUGAAAAAUGAAAAGAUUCGAAAUACUGCUAGAAUGAAAGAAUAAAUGCAUGAGGAAUUCAGAAGAGAGUAUGCUGAGAGGGAAUAAGAGAUAUAAUAUAGAUUGUAAUAAAGAAGUGAAUCAGGAGCAAAGGAUGAGUUUCUGAAAUAGUAGGCAGAGCGAAGAACGAAAUACAGAGAAAAAGUUAGGAAAAUGAAUAUCUAAUAAUUGGAGGAGAAAAGAUAACAGUAUCUUCGGAAAUUAUAGGAUUAAGAUGAAAAAAUAUAAAGAGUGAAGAGAGAAUAAGAAAGUUUAUAUCAAUAAUAAGCUUAUGAAAAACUGAAGAAACGACUUGAUUAAUAAGAAGCGAUUAAACAUCAAAGAUAGUUUGAAGAGUUUAGAAGGGAAUAAAUUAGGGAUAAAUUGAGGGAAGUGGAUUUAAGAAUGCAACUAAAGAGAGAAGAUCAAAGAGAAUUGGAUAAAUUAAGAGAGUAGGCAAACAAACAUGAAUUGAUGGGUAAAGUUUAAUGA
Paramecium tetraurelia is the source of this 1515-nucleotide messenger RNA. RefSeq lists its product as uncharacterized. Lineage: Eukaryota; Ciliophora; Oligohymenophorea; Peniculida; Parameciidae. The transcript is spliced from 2 exons. The record is from RefSeq and is a predicted model, not a curated record.